GUGCGCACUCCUAUUCGGUUACAGUGGUGGUAACGUGCGCGUGGUAUCCUAUCGUGCACGCGAAGCCGAGACGAAGAAGAAGUAAGAAGCGGGGGGUAUCUAAAUCGGGAGUGGCGCAUUAUAGCAGUCCGCCACAUCCUUCGUUGUCGCUCGUCUCUUCUUCCUUUCCAUCCGAAUAUCGAUGGCAGCUCCACCAGCUAGGGCAAGAGCCGAUUACGACUAUCUCAUAAAGCUUCUUUUGAUUGGAGAUAGUGGUUUGUCAUCUCUUUAUUUUUCUAUUGAAAAUCGAUCUAUUUAAUUAGUGUGAUGAUCGUUUCUGCUGUGAUCGAUCGUUCCGAUGAGAUUUUGUAUUCCUUUGUUUGUUUUGUGUGUGUGUUUUCAGGUGUGGGUAAAAGUUGCCUCCUCCUACGUUUCUCUGAUGGUUCCUUCACUACUAGCUUCAUCACCACCAUUGGGUUUGUCUUUUCUAAAUCAAUUCAUUUCAUUUAACCUAUCAAAUUCAUCUAUUUAUCUUUUUGAUGUUUGUAGCAUUGACUUUAAGAUAAGAACGAUUGAGCUAGAUGGCAAACGUAUCAAGCUCCAGAUUUGGGACACUGCUGGCCAAGAACGCUUCCGCACCAUCACCACUGCUUAUUACCGUGGCGCAAUGGGCAUUUUGCUUGUGUAUGAUGUCACAGACGAGUCCUCCUUCAACAACAUUAGGAACUGGAUUCGUAAUAUAGAACAGCAUGCUUCAGAUAAUGUUAACAAGAUCUUGGUUGGGAACAAGGCUGAUAUGGACGAAAGCAAGAGGGCUGUACCUACAGCUAAGGGUCAGGCUCUUGCUGAUGAGUACGGUAUUAAGUUCUUCGAAACAAGUGCUAAGACAAACCUAAACGUGGAAGAAGUUUUCUUCUCGAUAGGGAAGGAUAUAAAGCAGAGGCUUUCUGACACUGACUCCAGAGCAGAGCCUGCGACUAUCAAGAUAAGUCAGACAGACCAAGCAGCUGGAGCCGGGCAAGCCACACAGAAGUCUGCAUGCUGUGGAAGUUAA
Messenger RNA from Eruca vesicaria subsp. sativa (arugula), 1033 nucleotides. The record is from the annotation of a GenBank genome assembly. NCBI's taxonomy places the organism in Eukaryota, Viridiplantae, Streptophyta, Magnoliopsida, Brassicales, Brassicaceae.